Molecule: messenger RNA, 7994 nt
Organism: Sycon ciliatum
Lineage: Eukaryota; Metazoa; Porifera; Calcarea; Leucosolenida; Sycettidae
Product: citron Rho-interacting kinase-like
Exons: 44
Coding region: 191-6868 (2225 amino acids)
Biological process (GO): peptidyl-threonine phosphorylation; actomyosin structure organization
Cellular component (GO): cytoskeleton; cytoplasm
Molecular function (GO): ATP binding; protein serine/threonine kinase activity
Source: RefSeq, a predicted model, not a curated record
ACAGUUCCUCACGUGAAGAGUUCGUCCUGGUUUGCACUCCAAUGUCGUUUGUGUAACGACUCUCUUGGCAGGCUAAAUCAAACACAACGGAGAUCUACUAGUAUCAGAAAGUUCCGCGAUUUCAGGGAAUCCUGGCUGCUCGCAGCAGAAGUUGUAGCUCCUGGAUUGCUAGUACCAGAGAAGAGGCAACAUGCCUCGCGCAAAAUCUCUCUCGCGCCCCUCCAUCUCCGACAAGGCCACGGCCGCCAGCGCAGCCGUAAUGGAGCGAGGCAAGGACGUUCUUGUCGAUGCAGUGCUGGCACUGUACGACGAAUGCUCCAAGGAGGCGGAAAGAGACAGGAAUGCUUCACGCUUCGUUGAACAGAACAAUGAACUUGUCAGUGAGCUGCGCUGCUUGCAGACCCGGCUGAGCGACUUCAAGGGUUGCGGUAUGAUCGGCCGCGGCUGUUUCGGCGAGGUGCGUGUUGUAAAGGAAGUGCGUACCGGCGGCGUGUAUGCGCUGAAGUCCACGAGCAAGCAGGACGCUCUUCAGCAGAGCCAGUGCUUGGCCUUACAGCACGAGAAAGAGAUACUGGAGCGCAACAAGUCUCCAUUCCUCGUUCAGCUACGCUGUUCCUUCCAGGACACUGGCUACUUGCAUUUCGUCAUGGACUACGCGCCUGGCGGUGACCUCAUAGCACACUUACGGAGACAAGAGUCCGGUUGUCUGCCCGAACAUCAUGUCAGAUUUUACUUAUCCGAAGUAGUAGCUGCACUAGAUGCUGUGCAUCAGCUGGGCUUUGUGCAUCGAGAUGUCAAACCGGAAAAUAUGCUUGUUGCCACGACUGGUCACCUCAAGUUGGCUGAUUUUGGCUGCGCUGCCAGGCUGGACCCGAAUGGAAUGGUAACCGGCAUAAUGUCAACAGGAACACCAGAUUACAUGGCUCCUGAAGUGCUUGCUUGUAUGGAGCUGCCCUCGAACCCAGAUGCCUCAAUGUGCGCCAAGCCUUAUGGUGUGAAGUGUGACUGGUGGUCGAUGGGUAUAUCCAUGUUUGAACUGCUGGUUGGUCAGCCACCACGCUGUGAUCGCGAGGAGAGUACCAACAACCUAGGACAGGUGAUUUCCAACACAAACAAGCUGGAUCUACAGAAUCUGUUUGAUGGCGCCGACAUCCAGGUGUCCGACGCAGCCAAGAGUUUCCUGUGUCAGCUGGUGUGCCCCAGCGAGGAACGCCUGGAUUUGACUGCCAUCCGGGCCCAUGAGUUCUUCUGCGGUGUGGACUGGAACAACCUUGAAGCAGCCACCCCGCCAUUUGUUCCUAGUCUGUCCUCACCCACGGAUACAUCAUACUUUGAUCAGAUCGACGAUCUGGCCCAGGCGUCCCUUCCACCGCCCACGCCGCCUCCACCGCACCGCAACGGCAUUCGUACGGACGACCUGCCCUUCGUCGGCUUCACGUGCUUUCCACACGCACCGUCGAGCAAGCUGUCACCGAUGGCUGCUCCUCCGCUGACCUCGCUCACUCCGGUUUCGUCGGCCAAUUCUGGACGACGGUCACCAAGGAGUGUACGUCGCACGUCCACGCCCACCACCGUGCCGGGCAUCAGCCCGAUCUGCAAGCCAACACCCGGCCCGCGCAAGCGUGCGCACUCAGACGGCAACGACGACAACAGCAGCGGCACCACCACCGCCACUGAGGAGCGUCGCCAUGACAGCAGCAGAGUCCCGCUGGUGGCGGUCGACGGGGAGUUUCUGACGCUGCCCACCAAGCAGCAGCAGCAGCAAGCUAGCCCGUGCCCCACGAUGUCCGUCAGCUGCGUGUCCGACUCGUCCGUGAUGCAGACGCGCCUCAUCGACCUGCAGUCGGACGUGGCCAGUCGCGACAACGUCAUCGCGUCACUGGAGCGCCAGCUGGGCGACUGUAGACACUCGCUGCAGGAGGCCACGUCACGACGCAAGGACGCCGAGCGCAGCAGCGAGGAAAACCGGGUCGCGCGGGAGCUGGCCGUGGCUAAACUAGACGAUGUUACUGAGCAGCUUGACAUGGUGACGGCCGAAAACCGCGGCCUCUCCAAUGAGAUCAAGCUCUUCCUGGACAGCAAGAAGGAGUGGGACAAGGAAAAACAAUCUGUCAGUGAGCAAGCCACCAUGGAGCUCUCCGUGGUGCACCACAUGGCCGAGCGAGAACGCCUCAACUCUCAGAAACGCCUGGCGUUCAAGGACAGCGAGAUCAAGGAGCUGAAGACGGCGAACGGCGACCUGCGCUGUCGUGUUGCCUCGCUGGAGAAACGACUUCAGGUGAAGUCCACCGACGCGCUCACCGGUCUCGAUGAGGUCAAGAAGCGUCUCGCCGAGGUGUCGUCCUCGUCCAAGGAGCGCAUCGCCGCGCUGCAGAGCGACCUGAAGACGGCGCUGGAGGUGCGAGCCACGCUGCACGAGGACAUUGCACGACUGCAGGACACGCGCCAGGCGCUGGAGGACGAGAAACGCGGGAUCACGGAGAAAUUCACCAAGGAGCGCGAACAGUUCACUACAAACUCCUCGGCUACGCAGAAAGAAUGUGAGAAGCUGACGCAGCAGGUGGCAGAACUAACCAAGCUCGCAUCCGCAUCUGAAGAUCAUAAUCGUCAGUUAGCCAAGCUGGAAGAGCUCCUUCUUGGCAAGGCCCAGUGCUGUGCUGACCUGAUGACUCGUGUUUCUACUCUUGAAGACGAGCUGGAGAAGAUCCAGUCCGACAAGCAGGCCGUGGAGUCGGCCGAGUGGGCCCUGGCCGAAGAGAACAAGAAGCUGGAGCAGAAACUGGCCGAGUACCGCUCCAUCAUCGCCUCCUCUCCUGCGCUGCCUGCAGUAUCCGUCACUGUCACCGCUGACAGCUCCACAUCACCGUUGGCAACGGCUCCGGCGCAGACCACUACCAUGGAAACGCAAACGGCAAUGAGCGGCGGCGCUGACGCCCUCACCCCCGAGGAAAUUGAGCUGCGGCCCGUCAUUCUCAGGACCACAUCGUCGUCGUCGCAAACCACUUACGCCGCCGCUCUGCUUGAAGACGAGGAGCACAAACUUGCCACGUCCAUCGCUAGUGAGGUGUCUGAGAAGCAGAAAGAACUCUUUGAUCAGCAAGAACAGAGUAUCUCGUCUCUCAAGCAAAUGUAUCAGCAACUAGUGAAUCGUCUUGAUGAGCACAGUAAUAAAUCUGUGUCCCAACAAGAAGCAACCAAGAUGAGCUUCCAUUUGGAGCUCAGACAACAGCUGGCAGAGGCACAGCAGAAGCUGGGUGCAUCCGAGGAGCAGCGCCGCAGUCUUGAAGAAGAGAUGGAGAAGAUGGCUAGAGAGAUCCGAGUAUCACAGCGUCAGAACAAGACGGAGAAGGCAGACUGGACGGCCGCUCAAGACAAGCUGAACUUGCGCCUUGACUACCUGAGGUCGGAGCUGCGCAGCACCAGAGAGUCAUCUCGCGCAUCCAGAAGAGAACUCAAUGAAGCAGUCGCUAAGCAACAGGCAGCGACCAAUCAGCUGGAUGAGUUGAAGAUGGAAAGCUCGGGAACCAUUGGUGACUUACGUCGCAGUCUUGCUGAGUCUGAGGCCAAGUGUACACAGCUUACUGACGGCUUGGGUGCCGCUAAGAUACGCAUUUCGUCCUUGGAGCAGGGAGAAUCCAGAGCUGACUGUCUGGCGGUUGAGCUGAGGGUUCUGCAGUCCGGCAAGCAGGCAUUGAUGGAGCAGAUCAACAAGCUGGAAGCAGCACGCAACGACCUUGUAGGCUGGAAGGCCAAGGCCGAGGAGCAGCUGGCGGAGAAACAACAAAGAUUGGAGUCGGCUGACCUGACAAUACAACUGUUGAAGAAGACUACGUCCACGCUUGAAACACAGACGGAGGACUGGGAGAUUCUGCACGACGAGGUCGCCGAGAGGGAGAAGAAGUCACUCAAACAGCUUGAAUCAGUCCGUCAGGAGCUACACAGUACAGAGGAGACCCUUGCGGAGGUGCAAUCACUACUGGAGACGGAGCGUGACACACACGCACGUGCUCGCAGUGACCUCACCACCGCCUCCCAGGCCAUCAAGUCCGGUCUGGAAGAGCGACAGCGACUACAGGCAGAGCUCACUGCUAUUCUAGAUCAGCUUAAGAACAGCCAGCGUGCGUGCGCCGUUCUCAUCUCUGAGAAGAAGGUACUGGAGCAGAGUCUUGAAGGAGAGCUGGAGCGUAACAAGAAGUCCGAGGAUGAGAAUUUCAAGAUGCAGAGAAUGCUGUCCAUCGAGCAAGCCUCUGUUACCAGGCAGCAGGGCGAGAUCGCCAAGCUUCAGUCCGAAGUGGCCCAGCUAGCCGAGGCGCGGGGCAAGUUGACCGAAGACCUGGACACCCGCGUCACCGAGGAGAUCCGACUGCGCGAGAUGUCACAGCAGCAGCUCAAGCUCAUCAACUUCCUCCAGGAUCAGAACGACGCUGCUGGUACCGGCAAGCCUCUACACAAGACACCGAGCAGGCGUUUCCGCGGAGAAACGGGAAUUCCCCUGUUCUCCUCGCACAGCAGCUUCCGCAAGAACGACGUGACCACCACCGCUGGAGCACCGGCAACGCGCUCUGCCGCGUCAACCCCCGCUGCUACAGCUGGCGGCGAGACCAACACCGCCGCCGCAGCCCCGUCGUCAAUGGACAGUACUGUCACCACCGGCAACACAGCAUCUAGCACGGCCGCGACAUUGCCUCUCGUCGCCGAGAAGACAGCAGCCGGCAAGAGAUCCGCCGCCGUCGCCGCCGCCAAUGAGGAUGACUCCGCCGCUACCGCUGCUACUGCACCGGCUGCCAAGCGAAAGAAACACGGCGUUCCGAAAAUCCUAGAAUCUAUUCGUCUACGCAAGGACAAGGAUGCACGUGCCAUUCCGGUCGUUGUCCGCCGCUCCUCUCCCACAUGUCGUGGUAGCACCAGCAACUACACCUUCCAUGACAGCCCUAGCGGCUCUCAGGCAGCCUUCCCCGAAGGCCUUGCCAGCACGCCCAAGGCAUCACCGGAAAUGGACGGAUUCCUGGAGAUAGCCAAUGACCCUAAGGGUGAGAAAUGGACCAGUCGCUAUGUGGUGCUGACUCCCACCCAGCUGCGUUGCUUCCACACGCAGAUUGACAGCGCAACAGGUCUGCCUUGCGACACAUUCCCGCUGUACGUCAAGCAGGACUCGCUCGUCGCUGCCGUGCUCAAGCGUAACAUCUUCUCGCCGGAGCUGCCGUCGGUGACGGUGCAGGAGCGGCAGCUGUGCUUUGCGCUCACGCUGCUGCCCAAGUCGCACGCGUUCAGUGUGGUGUUCCGCUGCCCGGAUCGCCGCGCCAAGACGCGCUGGGCCCGCGCGCUGCAGCUGGCGCUCUCCACCACGCCGAGCCGCGAGCAGCUGGCGUUGAUCUCUGGCGGCGAGGAGGAGGAGAGUCGCUGUCAGCUGCGAACGCUGCACACCGAGCCACCCGCUGCUGCUCCUGCUGGUCCUCGCCACCAGCACCAGCUGCAGAGAGGGCAUUCCUCGGGACAGCUGUCGGGCAUCUCAUCGGCCAUUCACCUCAGCGAUGAUAACUGGCUGUUGGUGGCGGACGGCAGUCUGGCCGUGUUCACCCCCGUGUCGGGCACGGGAACGGACGCGGCGCGCGGCCAAGUGCUGAAACUGCCCUCGUCUCUCGCGCCCGUGCACCACAUCGCGCGCAGCUCCUCCGACGUCAUUGUCAUUGUCGCGGGGUCUGAACGACGCCUGCACCUGUGCCACGUCCACCACGUCAUGGCGCUGGUGCAGGAGAUGGCGUCCAGCAGUGCGGGUCACGACAAGCUGAGUCUCAGCGUGACGUCCAGCCAACUGACACAGUGCAUGUGCUUGGCUGUGCAGAAGGUGCAUUCCAAGACAUUGCUGGCGGUGGCAAACACCACAGCUGUGGAUAUCUACCGGGUGGAACAGUCACUCAGUAUUGUUGAUGAGGGUACAAUUGACAUUCCCACCCAGCCAACAUCCAUCACCUCAUUUGUAUUCACACCUACCACUCUAAUCAUUGUGGGAGACGAUGUCCACUCGGCGCAACUCAGCAACUUUGAGCACAUGUCCUUCAUUCGGGACUCCUCGAGGGCACCGAACAUGGCGGGAAAGACUCCUCGCUACGUUUUCUGUGUUGCUGCCACCGAUGAAGAAGAUGAGGAUGAGUUCGUUGUCUGCUAUGAUGAAUUUGCCAUCUUUCUGAGUGCCAAUGGCCACUCGGCGCGAACCAUGCGCUUGGAGUGGCCGUCGACUGCGACCAAGUUUGGUGUGAGUGGCUCGACGUUGUUUGUUGGUCAGCGCAGCGGUAUUCGCUACUUCAACUUGCAUUCUGGAAAGAGUGGUCUGCUUGAUGUCAAGUCUCCCGUUCUCCUGAACACCAGCCAGUGCACGUCCACGCUGCGAUCGGACAGCACAACACCGCCAUUGCUACUGCUGGAGUCAGCAUCGGCCAGCAGCAACACCGGGGACGAGGCGGCUACUCGUCUGGUCUCGCUGACGGACUACAGGGACGACGCCGAUAGCAUUCUCUCCUCCAUCAUCUCCGCGUCGCCGGUGAUCUCCGGUUUCCGCCGAAACGCCCAGCGUCUCAGCUCCGAGUCCUUCACCACCACCACCACCGCUGCUACCGCUGCUGCUGCCAUCGUCCCCGCCGCAAGUACCACCGCCGUUAGUAGCGGCAAGGAGAAGAAGAGCGGGCCAAAGUCGUCCUCGUCGACCACGGCAAUCAACACGGUCGACGAUCCGCUGUCCACGUCGCGCCCGCGUUCGUCAACUCUGGCGUCUCGUCCGUCAACACGUCUAUUCAAGCGCAGCAAGGGGAUGGGCCCUUCCACUUCAUCCACUUCCUUAGCUGACAAGCUCACCACGAAACUGCGGCGUUGAAGUCACUUGCUUUUUGCAAAGUGCUCCUCAAGUUAUGUGGCAGCAGCGCCAUGUUCAACCCGUUUGAACUGGGUGAGUUGUUCACAAGAGGAAGGCAUGUGCGCGCGCGUGUGUGUGCAUGUGUGUGUGCAUGUGUGUGUGUGCGUGCUUUCAGUGAACCUCUGGCCGUAUUGUGCCCUUCCCCCCCCCCCCCCCCCCCAACAUGCACAGUCGUACCCGAUGAGUUUUGCUGUGCCUCUACCUGGCGCACAGGAUGGUUGUCUCAUGGCCUGAGUUAUGCCUGUGUUGUUAACAACACGUCUUUGCCGCGCACGAUUGCAAAGGGCACAGCCGUCCAUACCGUCCCGGCUACUACUGAUCAAUGAUUAAUUUAAUUAACCGAGUCCCACGCUAUACUGGCUUUCUGAGAAUGACAAUAUUGUUGACCAAACCAGAUCUCUCUCUCUCUCUCUCUCUCUCUCUCUCUCACGCACACGUACACACACGCACACGUUCCUCCAUCAUCUUGCUCAUGCAUCCAUUGCACCGUAAUCAUCAUCAUCAUCAUCAUCAUCUUCACACAUCACUAUCCCAUUGUUUGCCGGAUUUCCCUACUGGUCAUAGUCCCAUCAACUACUUUGAUUAUAAUAUAUAUAUACCACUUUAAAAGCUUGUUGUCUAUCUUCUCAUCGGUAACCGCCAGUAGACACCGUCUUGAAACACUAGUACAUUACCGUGUAUUCUGAGUCUAAUUUUCUUUCUCGUUCAUCUCCUACCGUUUCUUCGCAAUUCGAAGACCUUCCGCUGCACUUGACUUGGAUCCCUUUCUAGAAUGUGGGGUUUCGCAUUGUUUCCUUCCACUCGAAUUUGCCCUUUCAAUCUGAUUUGUUCUUUUUCCGGUACUUUAUUUCCACUACUGAUAUUUCAUGUUAGAACAUGCGUGAAAGAUUCCGUUUUAUGCGUAUUUGUAAUGCUUUUCCGCUUUGUUUUCCGAACAUUGUGAGUUUUAUUCUGCCGGAAUUACGUGCCCCGAAUCCUUUCCGUUUGCUUGUGUCGCACCAAUGCUGCGCUGGACACGCACAUACAGAGUCUACCCUCGCGUGAUUUCCGCGCGACUGCACCGAACGCGUGCGCGCACGCAACUCUC